Messenger RNA from Acanthoscelides obtectus, 7778 nucleotides. The record is from the annotation of a GenBank genome assembly. NCBI's taxonomy places the organism in Eukaryota, Metazoa, Arthropoda, Insecta, Coleoptera, Chrysomelidae.
AUGCCUGGAAAAAUUCUAGAUAAUCAGCUACUCGUCAUCGCGCGGCGGUGUGAGCGUGAACACCGAACGCGGCGAGACAAGUCGCAGUCUCGCAAAGUUCAGCAUCAAGGCAGUCACAUGGUAAUUCUUCGCUUGCAACUUCGUCCUGGAUGGGUUCAAGAUUUAUCAACUGGUCGUACCAUUCGAUCCGUGGGUCAGAAGAUUUCCAAUCAUCCCAAAUAUUUCUUUAAAAAUGGUAGUUUUUCAAGACUAACUUUCUCUAGAUUCCUCUUUCCUUUCUUUCUUAAAGAUACAAAACAUUCUUCUCCUUCGUAUUUGAAGUUCUUCAGUCCUCUUACUAGAGAACACCCGGAAGCGAUGCAACAUGGCGGCCACCAGAGAAUAGGUCCUCCUCUCUGCUCUCUCGCAUUCAUCUCCUACGUCCUGUUGGCUUACUGUUAAGUUUAACAUACACACGACUACAUACUUUGGUGACCGAAUCCGAAAACUACUGCUCCGAAGAAUGUUUGAAAAAGGCAUAGUUAGAUAGAACGUAAGGACAUACUUGACUUUGGUGAUGUUAUGAAAGGUCCUUGAAAGGCAUGUGCUGAGAUUUACCGAAGGCUUUCGUUGAGAGGUCAAACAAAAUGAGCUUCUAGGUCAUACUUUAAUACUAACCGACAUCUAGAGUUCUGAUAUUGUCAAGAGAACUGGCUGCACAGCUACUAAUUGUAAUACAUUAUAUUCCAUCAGUACUUUCAAGGGCUUACACUAAACGAUAACCAUUGAUAACUAAAUAGUGACUAUUUGACAGUCAUUCGUUUUCUCUGCAUCUUGCUAAUAUAAAUAUUUGGAGCGAAGGUUCUCGACCAACUGAAGACUCACUAACACAAAUUUGCUUUAAUUUGCUUUUACCGGUGCUUCAGUUAGUUCAGUUGACAAUGUUAAUAGCUCUCGAACCCUUUCGGAGUUGACCUCAUAUGCCAUUUGCGUUCACGUUAGAUAAUGAUAUUCUGCCAAGAUAUGGCUCGUCUUGCCGGAAUAGCGACCUGUCUGCCUUACAAAUGGCAGUGCAUCAUUCAGUAUACAUAGUAGUUAGUACUACACUAUUGUUUGCUUCUUAGUCACAAGUGCUGUGGUGUGUGUUUCUCUAUUCGUUUGUCAUUCAUCCUCACAGAUUUAUGGUCCGUUUUGCUUAGACCUAUUCUGCGUCGGCAAACCUGAACCAUAAUAAUUCAACAUUAAGAAACUAAUUUAACUGAAAGGUUACUUUAUAUUUGUGCAACAUCCUUUUGAGUAAUUGUUUUUGGAUACAAGCAUGUUGAGAAGGGAUUUGAGAAGAAUUACACUAGUAUGCGUAUACGAUCACCGGCAACGCCAUUCUCCAAAUGAUGAUUCGCCAAGAAGCAACGUACCAAAAUCAUGCUUUUCAGUAGUCUUAGAAGAGCUUAACCCCGCUUCCAGUAUACAUAACUGAGUUACUUACCAGUUUCUCACCUACAUUGUUGUCUCUUCUAUCUAAACUGGUAUCAACCUAAAGCUCUAUUGUUUGAUCUCCAACAGACUAUACCUUUAGACUUUUGUACGUUGUACAUAGUUCAUAUGUAGACCUCCAAAGAUUUGAAUCUGGUAAUGUGAUCAGGGUACAUCACACUCGCAUUUUUUGUGGUAUAAGUUAUACGUUAUAUACGAAAACUCUAUUUACAUUGAUAAAACACUAUACCUCUGUUCACUACAAAGUUAGAUUUGUAGCAAAAAAUAUGGACCCUGAGCAUUUUUUACUAAGGUUUGUUGACGAGUUACAAAAACUUUUAUUUUUGAGAAAAAGGCCUGAUUGAAACGAGAUUCUGGAUUAAACUGAACAAAAACUGAUUCCGUAUUGUCUGUUCAUCAGUAUCGAUACAAAAUGUAUUAAGCUAGUCCAAUCACGUUACCAGGUGCAACCAUUUUUGUGGGAUGGUCGAAUGUAAUUUGGUUUGUAAAUUCAGGGUACUCCAGAAAAUUCAAUUUAAUGCGACUUAAUUUUGCCAAAGUUGUUAUACUCUCAAUGGUCAUAUUUUCAGUUUUUCUACACACUUUUUACAUUAAGUCUUGUUUAAUUAAGGUGAAGCUACGGUAGGUUUGCAGUUUUAUGUUAGUGUAUGUUAUCUUAUCCUGGAGUCUCCUGAACGCUUCAGAUAUUUGUUAUAUUUAUUAAAGCUGUAUUGGAAGUGUAUUGAAUGUGAUUGGUGGACAUUUCAUUGCAUCUUCGGAGAUAAAGACGUUUACUUUCUUCGGUGCUGAUUAUUCACACAUCCUUGCCUAUCAUAUAGUAUCGAAAACAGGGUUUGCCUUAUGGUCUGGUUUGAUUUUCGAAAUAUUUUAAUUAAUUCACUUCGUUUGUCGACGAAACCAUUUUCCUUAUUUAAAAGGUCAUAGGCAGCAUACUCUCAAUUAAAUAUAGAAACGGACAAUAUUCCACCUGUCUAAUUUUUCAACUUACGUCUGUUGAUGCUUCAAAUACUUACUCAACAUUGUAACUGUCUCUCUAAAAAAAAAAGGUGUUUGACAUGACUUACGUGAAAGAUUAACUUGACAAAUAAGUGGACGUUGAGGCGAAAAAUAAAGGCGGUUAAUUUUGCCGCACGAACCCUUGCAUUUUAAGCUUAUGCUUGCUGUACAUUUAGGUAUAUUCUCAUUGCAUUAAUGAAAAGUUUGAGGUUAAUGUGCAACUUCAGUUGCUGAAAACGUGAAUCUCUGAAUUCAGGUCAAUCUACAAGUACAUUAAAAACAGUAUAAUAUAAUCAUAACUUUCAUAUAGCGGGACCGUAAUAUUUUAUACUCCUCCUUCUCCCAUCGUAAUUUGUUCCAUCUGUGAUAUUAGGGUGGAAUAAAGCAUCAUUUAUGCCCCUAAAUUUUUGUUCCGUGUCGAGAACUCCACAAAGCGGCUCACUUUUAGUUUUUGAGGCGGGUCUGGAAGAUUAUGUACUUUGUUCCAUACAUGAGCUAUAAAUAGAGAUUUCCGCAUUUGAACUUCAUUAUACAGUCAUACCGAUUCCCUUUUCGUCUAAGCUGCAUAUUAUCGUAAAACUAUGGGUAUAUUGUUUUACAAGCUUUGGUGUUUGAUUCAAUGUCUCUGAGCUCCUCACAUUUUCAUAGAAUCUGGGCCUUUAUCUGCAUUUUAACGUUUCAAGUCCCAUUUCCUGUAGCGGCUCAAAAUCUUUGAAAAGUUACCUUUUGCUGGUAAGGAUGUCCUUAAAAUUGUACUAAAAUACAAAUAAUCUCUUGAUAGUAUCUGUGAAUUUGAGAAGUGAGUCACUUUCGGGCGAGUACUUUUAUACACCUUAGUCGCAUAGUGCCGGAUGAUAUAAUGUGCGAGAUCAAUUAUGGCCGUCCCGAAAUAAGUAUGUGUAGAAGGUUUGUACUACUGAUAGUAAGCAUUACAAUAUAUUCGUAUCAAUAUUAUGUUUUCAACUUAUUUUUCCAAAUUUUUAAAAACCACGUGCCUGUUGUCAAACUCAUAAACUAAGAUUAUUGAACAUAUGUUACGUUCCUUGUCUAUGCUCGGGUACCGAAAAAGAAGAGAACAGGAAAAUUCGUCGAGUGCCACUGUUACCGGGGGCAUCUCUUUGAAUAUGGCGGGAUACUGUGCACAGUCUUUGUCAGUUCAAUAGUACGCCGCACUGGAAGAAGAGCGCUAUGUAUUGUGUUGCUCUUUCCUAUUUCAGUACUAUUUCAAAGGGAGGCAAGAUGCAAACGUUGGUUGGCUGUUGUUUUCCGUCUUCUAACAUAUCAAAUAUUGUAACCAAGAGGGUCAGCUACCUUCAGCUAUACUGUAACUAAGCAUUGCUUAGUUUUCAAUCCUUUCCAGGUAAUUUGAAAGACUGGGUUCAAUUGUCAAACUGACAUAUCGCAAAUAUUUCAUUGCUUAUUUUAAAAUGAAAGAUUAGGAUGUAACAUCUAGGAAAAUAUGAUUUUUUACCAAAGUUGCAUUUUUGGUGGUAAUAAAAUACUGUUUUAUACGCUGGUUUUUUGGUUUACUGCACAAAAGGAUGCUCUAAAUUAUAAGGAUAUAACAUACACUGUAUAGUACUAAAAAAUUGAUAUUCAACUGUGAAAAAUCGUUGGUUUUUCAAAGAAAAUCAAAACUAGCCAUGUAAGAAGCUAAAAUAACAGUUCAAAAUAAAUACCUAAAUCAUGGUAUUUACUUGGUAAACUGUGUACAGGUGUUGUAUUGUGUUUUCCAAUGUCUCCUUGAAAUUCCUUAACCAUUUUUUCGCUUAUUUUGAAUGAGAUCAAAGUUUUUGCGUUUAUAAAAAAUAUUUGAAAGAAAAAUUACUCUCAAUGGCCAUUUUAUAACGUUCAUUUCUUGACAGAUAAGAUACAUGAUGUCCAUUGUUGCCAAGUUGUGCUCCUUUUGAAAGAAAUCCGUAAUAAAGAAAUGAGGUUAUUUGCCAAAUGAAAGUCUUAAUUUAUUGAAAAUGGCUUAUUUUGUAAGAAGUUGUCCCAAUAUUUACUGAAAAUUAGAUGAAAUUUUGAACAUCAUGUGUCUAAACAGUGGAAAAUGCACCAGCGGCUAGCGUGACAUAAAAAAUACAAAAGGCACCAGCGGUCAUUGCAUAUAAAAAUACCCAACUUCAAUUCGUUGAUUUGGACCACGUCGCCAGGUCCACGCAAUAUAUCAUCGUCCAACAUUGUAGUUAAAUAAAGAUCAACGACCAUUUCAUCAAAUCAUCAAAAAACUUGCAAUAUGUUUUCAUCAUUUAGUGACUGGCAACAGCUACUUUUUCAGUAAUUUCUCAUAUAUGAGUAUAUCACAUUGAAUUACGUAUAUUUUAUAGCAUCAGCUUCACUUUAAAUAAUUCUUUAAGUACAUACAUACAAAAAGUAAAUAUAUUAUAACUAUAAUAUAGGAAAAAUAAUAUCCAAAUCGAAUUUUCAUGGCAAUCCUGUGCCGAUUGCACAUUUUUGAGCUAGUAUAUAAGUAAAAACUUGGCAAACCAAAGCAAGGUAUAUUAAAUACCUAUAAUUUGGCAACGUUGCAUCUAGAUUAUAAUAGUGAUGGUGGUGUAGUGAUGAGAAUAUUUAUCUGAAAUGACUACUUGACAAUGAUCUAUUUUCAUUAUUAAAACAAUGCAAAAUUGCUUUAUUGCGAUAAGCAGUGUCACAGUAAUAAACAGUGUAUGUUAUAUUCAUAUAAUUUUGAGCAAUCUUUUGUGUAACAAGACAAAAAUAGCUUAUAAAGCAGUAUUCUGUACCAAAGUAUAACCACCUAAAAUGCUACUUUGAAGUUCUAUAAAAUAGCAGGCAGAAGGUUCCAUAAAGAAAAAAUGAUAUUUUCGUAGAAAUUACAUCCUAAUGUUUCAUUUUAAGAUAAGAAAUGAAAUAUUUGCGAUAUGCGCUAAAGUAUUUAUAGUUAUUCACCUAGGAAAAAGAAAAGGUGUUUCUCCUAGGAAGACUGCGAUCAAUAAUGAUGGUUUCUCGAAUUGGAGGUGAAAAAUAUAUUCAAUCUUAGAAUCACCAGCAGUACCUACAGAAAUAAACAUUAUUUCUCAAGCUGAGUGGUGCGUACUCAAUCAAAUCAAAAGUCAGCCAGGCUCACCGUUAUGAAAAAUAGGAAAGCCUGCAAGGUAUGUGCAUUGGUCAUGGUAGAUAACGCAACCAAAUGAACAAGUUUGCAAUUUACAGAUCCGUGAGAUAGCAUUUAUCCAGAUCCUCACAAUUGAAGUCUAUUUCUGAGUCGUUAGAUCCUUAGCUAUUAUCAAAUUGUCUCAUGACUCACUUAUUAUAUAAUAUUGUACCUUUGAUCGGAUUAUGCUGCCCAGAAUAAAUCAUUUCCAGAAAUUAACUCGGUAAAAACAGUCGAGUUUGACAAAUGAAAAACAUCACGAGUCUUUAAUUGUGGAAGACGUUAGGAACCGCGCAACGAAAUUAAGACGCUCUCUGAAUUCUCCCGCAUAAUUAGAAACUUUUUCUUUGAGGAUAAUUUAAAAAGGAAACUCGCGGUAUCUGAAAGAUAAAAGAAUGAGAAAACUUUGUACAGCCCUUCAUCUAUUUAUUUGUGUUAUGCGUAUUAUGCUUUGACGUAAUCUGCGAAACCAGGAAGACAUUCUGUGAUUCAUGAGUUUAUUUUAUAAGAUGAAGUUUGCUCAAUUUUGAGAAACUGCCAGGGCUGGCUGGGAUAUAUUCAAUAUGGUGAACACAUCGCAUCCAGAUCUUUGUACUUCACAGUAACUUUACCAAAAUUUCAACUGAGAUUGUCGACAUGGCUGUUCCAGUGUUUCAUUAUUGCACAAUCCGUAAAAAACGACCUGAGUAUCGCAUUUGCAAUUAUUAGGUAGAUAUAAGCAACAACUGGCACAAGUACUAAAUUGAAGGAAUACGCAUUCAAUAUGAAUGAAGAACGAUAGAGUUGAGGUGGGAAGCAGCAGUUUGCCUAGCAGGCUCAGAAAGCAGAAGUACAAUAUCCUCAUCAGAAAAUAUGUAUUGUUGGAUCCUUUGAUGCAACGAUUAUAGCAACUAGAGGCCCGAUACGUGUUUUGCUAUGAAAGUUUGGUUCACUCCCUUGAAGAAGCUAACAUAGCGAAAUACGUGUCUGGUGUGGUAAGUGGUAAAAAUCUAUAGUAUAUCUUUCGUAUCCUUAUCAGCUACCAUAUUCGAAUCUAGGAUAAUGGAAGAAACAUUGGAACUCUACCAUAGAGGUUGUCUGAUUAUAUGUUAAAAUUAGAUGUACACUUAUGGUGUACGCCCGUUGAGGCGAAAGGAAGCGAAAGAAAAAAGCAGACACAGACAAAUGACAGCCCGUGCACUGGAUCAUCGCAGAACGGAACGUGUGCAAAUGACAAUUGUCUCCACGGUUCCCUUAGUGUCGCUUUUCCCCAGUGGGCCUUCAACUUUCGGGCAUGUUUCUAACGUGCCAAAUACUAAAGCCACAAAGCUGUCGCCUAAAUCUAUUGUGCUAACGUUGCAGCUAAGAUCGAUAUCCAUGUGAGAAGGAGGAAUGCAACAAAUGUUUUACUACAAGGAUGGGAAGCGUAAAUCAAGAAGAGAAGCACUAUGAUUUAGAUAUCAGUUUAAGGCUCCGAUCCUUUCAUUAUCCAAUUCAACUAUUCUUCUUCUAGAGACACUGAUAUAAAUAUUUCAUUUAGCAUUUUGAACUGAUAUGUUUUUAAUGUCAGGUUUACUUGAGAGUGCUAGUAGGCUUAAAUGUGUAAUAAUUACUUUUCGAAACAGAAAUUUUUGAAGUCCAGCUUAUGAGAUCAAAUGAGCAUAAAGAUACGAGAAAAAUAUGAGAAGCUACACAACACAAACGUAAGAUAUGUUAACAGCUAUCCAGUAUGUGCAGAAUAAAACCUUUCUGCGUUUUCUAGCUCCGUAUUGAAAAAUUCAAGUAUUAUCAUGAUAAUUUCGAAAUGAGAAUCAGACUAUUUUGGCAGCCUGAGAUCGAUACCGUGCGUGUCUGUAAAAAUGAACUUCAAAUAGUAGGGUGUUCUGCUGCAACUCUUCAUUCCUUCAAACACACUGUUCUCACGAAACGUGGCAUUGUAAUAUACAAAAAAGUUGGCUGUUUUACUGAUUAUAAAGCGGGAAGUUAAGGGUAAUCGUUAUGUUGACAUCAUAUUCACCUCCUUGAUGAGGCAGCUACUGAUAGCUUUAAUGUUAUUCAAUGUUAGCUUGGAGUCUAUGGUGACUGUUCCAUCACCCAUUUUGGUCUGUAGUAGGGGAUAAUCGUAUUGAUUUAUGUUUGAAGAAAGGUUUCCUGUAAUAUUUGUUUAAUAUAAGAUGUACUUUACCCGUUCUUUUAAUAAAAUAUUAUAAAG